Rhagoletis zephyria (snowberry fruit fly) is the source of this 4561-nucleotide messenger RNA. It is a transcript of the gene Akt, whose product is annotated as AKT serine/threonine protein kinase. Gene Ontology annotation, molecular function: protein serine/threonine kinase activity; ATP binding. Lineage: Eukaryota; Metazoa; Arthropoda; Insecta; Diptera; Tephritidae. The record is from RefSeq and is a predicted model, not a curated record. Gene Ontology annotation, biological process: protein phosphorylation.
CCGCCCACUGUGGUGAUCCGUUUUUCUAGUUUUACGUCGUCACGGUAUCGUAUCAACUCUGUUUAAUUUUUCGUACGUUAAAUUGUUGUUUUAAACAACGUUUGUGUUGUUGUGAGCCAUUUUUCUUUUUAGUUUUUUUUUCUUGUGAUUUGUGUUUAAACGAAAAGGCCUCACCACGAAUUACCUAUCGUUUUCCUCGUCGCGGCGAUCAACUGUAGUCGCAACAAGUGGUGGCAAAACGCCGGCCGUCAGCACCACCGCAUUGGCCACUUCAGCAGGAUCUGCCUCUGCGUCGUCAAGUGUCUCUUCAUCCUCAUCGGCGCUUGGUUUAUUGAGUUCGAGCUUUGUGGGCAGCUUCUCGAAUCCUUUCAGCAGCAACAGCAGCAAUAGUGGGGGUAGUACUAGCAACAACAAUAGCAACAAUUUUAGUAAUAGUAGCAACAACACUGCCUACGCAACCACAACCGAACCCGCAAUAGUAACUCUAAACGUUGCAACAUUGCCACCCGCAUCUUACAGUAAAAAACAACAGACACAGACUCAGCAACAGCUCCAACAAUAUCGCUCUAUUUCAACAUCUGCGUCUACAUCAACUACUGCCGGUACUUACUUUCAGAGCAAUCCAAACAGUGGUGGUGGCAGCAGCAGCAGCAACAACAGUGGUCGCACAAUGGCUGCUAGUGGCACACCUGCACCGACCGGCAGCAGCACAGCAGCCGUACUCGGCACCUCGCCCACAUACGAACCGCUUGGCGGUGGUCCGCACGCCACCAUCGUGAAAGAAGGUUGGCUACAGAAGCGUGGCGAACACAUAAAAACCUGGCGUUCACGUUAUUUCAUAUUGCGCGACGAUGGCACUUUGAUGGGCUAUAAAAGCCCGCCGGUGAAUAAUGCACCCGCUGAUCCAUUGAAUAAUUUCACAGUACGCGGCUGUCAAAUUAUGACAGUCGAUCGUCCAAAACCAUUCACAUUUAUUAUACGCGGCCUGCAAUGGACGAACGUUAUCGAGCGAACAUUUUGUGUGGAAAAAGAGAUCGAAAGGCAACAGUGGACCGAUGCUAUCAGAAACGUCGCGAGUCGCUUGAGUGAAUUGGGCGAAACGGCCAUGUCACCAUCGACUUCAACAGACAUGUCUGACGUGGAUAUGGCAUCUAUUGCCGAAGUGGAACUACGUAAUAGUUUUUCCGUGCAGGGCACAACGAAGCGCAACAGUGGUGGCGUUAAGAAAGUCACACUUGAAAAUUUCGAGUUCUUAAAAGUUUUGGGCAAAGGCACUUUCGGCAAAGUGAUUCUGUGUCGUGAAAAGGCCACCGCAAAGCUGUACGCAAUUAAAAUUCUCAAAAAGGAGGUAAUCAUACAAAAGGAUGAAAUCGCGCACACAAUCACAGAAAGUCGUGUGCUACAAACUACGAAUCACCCUUUCCUAAUUUCGCUUAAAUAUUCAUUUCAAACCAACGAUCGUCUCUGCUUUGUGAUGCAAUACGUGAAUGGCGGUGAACUCUUCUUUCACCUGAGCCGUGAACGCCUCUUCACCGAGGAUCGUACGCGAUUUUAUGGUGCCGAAAUAAUUUCUGCUUUGGGCUACCUACACUCUCAGGGCAUUAUAUAUCGUGAUUUAAAAUUGGAAAAUCUAUUGUUGGACAAAGAUGGUCACAUUAAGAUUGCCGACUUUGGGCUGUGUAAAGAGGAUAUCACCUAUGGCCGUACUACGAAGACGUUCUGCGGUACGCCCGAAUAUCUGGCGCCUGAAGUAUUAGAGGACAACGAUUAUGGGCAUGCGGUCGAUUGGUGGGGUACUGGUGUCGUCAUGUAUGAGAUGAUAUGUGGACGUCUUCCUUUCUUUAAUCAAGAUCAUGAUGUACUAUUCACACUUAUCUUAAUGGAGGAGGUGAGAUUCCCUCGCACAAUAUCGGAUGAGGCGCGCAGUUUACUUGCCGGCCUAUUGGCUAAGGAUCCACGCCAGCGUCUUGGUGGUGGCCAGGAUGAUGUCAAAGAAAUACAAGCGCAUCCUUUCUUUGCGAGUAUUAAUUGGACGGAUUUAGUGAAUAAGAGGAUAACGCCGCCUUUUAAGCCACAAGUGGUAUCCGACACAGAUACACGCUAUUUCGAUACAGAGUUUACCGGUGAAAGUGUGGAAUUGACGCCGCCAGAUCCUGCUGGCACAUUAGGUUCGAUAGCAGAAGAGCCACUUUUCCCGCAGUUCAGCUACCAGGAUAUGGCAUCCACAUUAGGUAAUUCAUCGCACAUCAGCAGCUCGGCUGGUCUUGCAUCGAUGCAAUAGAAUCGAAUAAAAUGCGAGUGACGUCGUUGCCAAUGGCUGCGUCGUCACCAAUAUACAAUAGAUCGUCCUUAUGAUCAUUACUGCCAUCAUCGUCAUCAGCAACAUUGUCAUUGUUAUUGUGAUAAACGGCAACAACAACAACAUUCACAACAACUGAAAAAGCAACAAAAACAACACAAUAAACUAAAGCAGCAGCAGAAGUCGCCGCAGCCGCAGCCGCAGCCGCAUUCCCAACGCAAACUGCAAAUAUUCAAAAUGUGGCAGCCACAGUCACCACAACAGCGCACACAACGCUUGCAUGCUGCUGCACAACUGCAAUUUAUUAACAGCUAUAUAUUUUUAGUGUUGCAUGCAAAACUGUUAAGAUUCCAUAGGCUGCAGCUUACUACGUCUGGCUCGCAUCUCACGCUUGCGGCAUGUUAAGCGGCACGGCACGGCUGCUGCCUUCGCUGCUGCGGUAAGCGAUUAUAAACCACAACUUGGUAGAUGAGGCGGCGUAGAAGUUAGUUGUUUAGAUAUAAGCACAGUGAUUUGUGUCCCAAGCACCGGCGGUGACUGCAGCUAUUCAGUGUGAAACUCAAUCAGCGGGAGCCUUAGUUGCUGCGACAGCCGAGUGAACAACUACACAACAGCAGAGCAGCAGCACAGCGAUGGCAGUAGUGGACGUAUGGGCGCGUUAAGCCGCCUCUUUAGCAGCAGCAGCAGCAAAAACAACAACAACAGCGCAGCAGCAGCAGCAACAUGUUUUGCAGCAUAAACAAAAAUAUAUUUAAAAGAAAAUUAAAGUAAUAAUAAUUAAAGUUAAUAAAAGUUAAAACUGCUAAAAUAGAUACAUAUAAAUACAUAUACAAAUAAAAAAAUAAAUACAUACAUUUAGUGAAGAGCAACAUUUACUGCUACAACUACCAAUUAUAUUUAGUACAUAUUGCAACCUACAACAACUACUAUUAACUAAAAAUAAUUGAGAAAAUGGCAAGAAAUAAACUAAAUAAACGUAAUUUAUUUUUUACACUACAGUUACAAUUGCAAUUACAAUAAUAUUAAAAUGAAAAGCAAAAAACAAAAAUCAAGCAUAAACAAAGGCAACAACAGAAAACAUUACGAAAACAUAAUAAGUACUACAAUUACAUACAUAAAUAUGAAAAUUAAAAAAAAAGAAAUAAUAACUGCGAAAUGGUUAAAGUCAGUCAUAAACAAAUUACUAUAUAUUAUAAAUAAAAAAGGAAAUAAAAUUAGUUAAUUUAAAGUCUCUUUUUUCUGCUUUACUGCUCUAAUUUCUGUUAAUGAUGCAACUAAUGUACAACAAAAACAAAACAAACAAAAAGCUUGAAACUUUAUGCGCGUUUUUUUUUUAGUUUUCAUAUAGAUUUUUUUGUGUAAAAACUUGCUUGUAAACAAUUUCGUUUCAAAUUCAUUUUAUGUUUAAUGGUACUGUGCUGUGCGCUUUAAAAUCAACCUCUUUCUUUUUUUGUGUGUGUUUCCGACAUUUACAUGUUCCGUUAGUAUAUACUUAAAUAUUUAAGACUUUCGUGAAUUCACAACACAAAAUACAUACAUAUAUAGUUACAGUUAUAAGCAGUUAUGAAUGUGAAAUAUAUACAGCCGCAGUCAAUAGAAAUUCAUGCAUUAAAAUAUUUGAAAAUUUAUUAUGAAACUUUGUAACCUAAAAUAAAGCAAACUUUAAAGUGCUACAGUAAGUUAAAAUACAUACAAUACAUUUAUACAGUAACAAAAUAAACAAAAAAAAAAAAUACAAAACCACUUUAGUAAAAAUGAUGUACAAAAAACAGCGAAAAAAAUUAUAAUUUAAAUAAUAACAUACCUACAUACCACAUAAAUACAUAUAAAUAUCAAAAAGUAAAGUUAAUAGGUUCUAAAUUGUGUAUUUUGUUUGAGAAAAAUGCUAUAAUAAAAAGUGAAAAAAAAAACUCGAAAAAACAUUGUAAAUGUUUAAGUGUACAAAGUUGUAAAUGUCCGUUAGUCUUCUGUUUGUUGUUUUGCGUUCUCUUUUCUCCUUUGUUUUAGUAGUGACACCUUACACACUUUUUCCCUAUUGCCGAAUUUGUGUCCAGUCUACACGAAAUUCUAAUUAAAAAUUUGGUCACUCAAUGACAACAGUUGUGACAGCAUGAUGUUUUUUUUUUAAAUUUAUAAACCAAUAAAUUUUUUUAGUCGAUUAUGGUCCAUAGUUGAACUGGAACGCCACUGAAAUGUAAUGCUGUGGAGUUGGAGAUAAUAGAAGCUUUCUCAAUAAAAAUUUCCCCGGCUCAAAAAAAAAAA